Spinacia oleracea (spinach) is the source of this 1286-nucleotide messenger RNA. Its product is annotated as cystinosin homolog. Gene Ontology annotation, cellular component: vacuolar membrane. NCBI's taxonomy places the organism in Eukaryota, Viridiplantae, Streptophyta, Magnoliopsida, Caryophyllales, Amaranthaceae. Gene Ontology annotation, biological process: L-cystine transport. The transcript is spliced from 7 exons. The record is from RefSeq and is a predicted model, not a curated record. Bases 272 to 1063 code for a protein of 263 amino acids. Gene Ontology annotation, molecular function: L-cystine transmembrane transporter activity.
UUGCAUAUGCCCACAUUAGCGUCUGAAUGCACUAAUGCGUGUAUCUGGGUAUUCUAUUACUCUCGUUACCAUUACCCCCAUUAUCACGGAUCAUUAUUGUCUUCUUCAAAUCGUUGAAACUUUCCAACCUCUCUUAUCUCUUGAUUUUUGUGAAUCUUUUCAAAAUAAAGAUCACAUUUAUUGUCACCCCAAUUUUUACAUAUAUAAAUUAAAUUAAAUUAAAUUCUGAUUCAACAUUGAAAAAACAAAUCAUAAAAAAUCAAACAAGAAUAUGGCGGAGUGGCACUCUAUACAACUCAAAAUCUUGUAUGAAGUCUUAGGAUGGGUCGCUUUUGUUGCUUGGUCUAUCAGUUUUUACCCUCAAGUCAUCAUGAAUUUUAGACGAAAAAGUGUGGUGGGAUUAAAUUUCGACUUUGUGAUCUUGAAUUUGACGAAACACUCGUCGUAUUUGGUAUACAAUGUGGUUCUUUACUUUAGCGCCUCUGUUCAGGCUCAAUAUCGUCACAAAUUUGGCGAUGACCAGAUGAUACCAGUUGCUGCAAAUGAUGUUGCAUUCUCAAUACAUGCAGUACUCUUGACAGCCUUCACCCUCUUCCAGAUUUUCAUCUAUGAGAGAAAGAAUCAGAGAUUUUCGAAAGCUGCCAUUGGGAUUGUCUGUGCUGUAUGGUUGUCUGCUGCAGUUUGCGUUUUCGUAGCUAUUCACAGACAUUCAUGGUUCUGGUUGAUCACUGUCUUCAACACUAUUCAGGUUAUCAUGACAGUAAUCAAAUACGUGCCUCAGGCAAUCAUGAACUUUCGACGAAAAAGCACAGAUGGUUUCAGCAUUGGUAAUAUUUUGCUCGAUUUGACUGGUGGUGUGACAAAUUAUGGGCAAAUGGCUAUGCAAUCUAUUGAUCAGAAAUCAUGGGUGAAUUUCUAUGGAAAUAUAGGGAAAACGCUACUAUCUUUGGUAUCGAUCUUCUUCGAUGUUCUAUUCAUUAUCCAACAUUAUGUGCUCUACCCAGCCUCAAAGAGAAAGCAACAGAAGCUCCCUAUUCAAUCCUCUAGUACAGAGCAGAAUUAAUUAUUAGCAUUGUUUCUUAAUUUGAGCAUACAACAUCAAGUAAUACAUAGGGCUUUUGCUUUCAAAGUGUAUGAAGGUGGAAUUCGGCCAAUGUAACCUUGUUUCUCUGAAAUUAGAGAAGCAAUGCAGCUACCCAUGUAUAUAACUUCGAUCUUGAUGUUUAUAAAGCAGUACAAUGAAGAAUGUCCAUAGGGAACAAUUAUAAAGUGUGUUCAUCCUGUAA